Molecule: messenger RNA, 1355 nt
Organism: Suillus paluster
Lineage: Eukaryota; Fungi; Basidiomycota; Agaricomycetes; Boletales; Suillaceae
Product: Alpha/Beta hydrolase protein
Exons: 9
Coding region: 42-932 (296 amino acids)
Biological process (GO): lipid metabolic process
Source: RefSeq, a predicted model, not a curated record
CCAAGACCAGGUCAGCCUCUUCAAGUCUAGGUAAACCCGCCAUGGCGUCCGUUGUUGUUGCUGUCCUCCUGGUUGCUGCCGCCGUCAAUGCACUUCCACCUCUCAACUCGCGACAGAGUAUCACGGCUUUGACGACGUCGCAGAUCGACCACUUCACACCAUAUACGCAUUACGCCAGCGCAGGGUACUGCACAAACACGCAGACGCUCGCAUGGAACUGUGGCACCAACUGUAACGCCAAUCCGAACUUCAAACCAGUUGCCUCCGGAGGUAAUGGCGACUCUGUUCAGUACUGGUUCGUCGGAUAUGACCCAAAUUUGAAUACGGUGAUCGUCUCCCACCAAGGCACGAAUCCCUCUGAAAUUCUGCCCCUCAUCACCGAUGCUGAUUUCUUUCUGACCACCCUGGAUUCGACAUUGUUCCCGGGUAUCAGCUCGGGUAUCGAAGUUCACAACGGCUUCGGAAACGCUCAGGCUAGUACCGCCACUGAUGUCCUUGCCGCCGUCAAAUCCGCCAUGUCCGCUCACGGCACCACGUCGGUCACUAUGGUUGGUCACUCUCUUGGUGCCGCGAUCACCCUGCUUGAUUCUGUAUAUCUCCCCCUCUGGCUUCCUGCGGGAACGACCUUCCAGACCAUUUGUUAUGGCCUUCCUCGUGUUGGGAACCAAGCCUUUGCCAAUUAUGUCGACGCACAUGUCCAUCUCACACACAUCAACAAUGAGGAGGACCCAAUCCCCAUCUGCCCCGGUAUGUUCCUGGGCUUCGUGCACCCCGCAGGCGAGGUGCACAUUGAAGACUCUGGCGAAUGGGCUGCCUGCCCUGGGCAAGAUAACCCAAGCACUCAGUGCAUCGUUGGUGAUGUCCCCGAGAUCUUUGAUGGUACCGAAUCUAACCACGAUGGGCCAUAUAAUGGCGUCGAGAUGGGCUGUUGAACUGGCGCGAUUUGAGCUGAAGAUACCCCUUCUGUUUUGCAUGUCACUUUCAUUCCCGGUGUUGUAUUUUUCCGGUAUUCGGACUCCUUUGGUGAAACGUAUUCCCAGAAGUAGCUGUUGGGAACAGACGGCUCAAACUUAUCAUUGAUGAGGGAUACAUUAAAGCGGCCACCGGCAUGAACCAUAUUCAAAUUGGAUGAAUGAUCAGCCAGAGCGUUAUUAUUCUAUAUCAUCAUGGAUUAGUUCACCGCCAGCACGGACUAGCUCGGAGGUCUGUCAAGCCGGUUGGCAGAACGUUCUGCCCUUCGAUUCAGUGGUUUCGUCCGCAUCGAAGUCGUAGUACAGAACAGCGUAAUUUACAUAUUCAAUAACUUUCACAGGACGCAACUUGGGAAGCAAUGUUAAAAACUGACUGAGUAGGAC